This is a messenger RNA of Lactuca virosa, 1093 nucleotides long. Lineage: Eukaryota; Viridiplantae; Streptophyta; Magnoliopsida; Asterales; Asteraceae. The record is from the annotation of a GenBank genome assembly.
AAUCGCCGUCGGUCACUCUUUGAGGUGCUCUAGUCUCAAUCUCUCUCCAAACAACAAAAAAACGAAGAGAUUUCUUCGUUUUUGUUGUUACUUUCCGACUAAUUCUUCGAUCAAGAGAGGAGAAUGAGUUCUCAGAUAUUCAGAUCCGCUUCUCGAGCUGCUAGGUCUUUCAUCUCUUCUGCUUCUAAGCAGAAGCCUCGUCUAUUUUCCGAAGGACGAUCUGCUGCUGCUGCAACAGCAGUUUCGAUCAAAGGAGUGCUGCCAGCUGUUGCUUCUUUUGGGCGUGAUAAAUCUGGAAACACCUCCGGCACAUGGAUCGCUGGAGCAUUAGCACUCCCUGCUGCAGCUUACAUGCUACAGGAGCAAGAGGCACAUGCAGGAGAGAUGGAGCGAACUUUCAUUGCUAUCAAGCCAGAUGGUGUGCAAAGAGGACUGAUUUCAGAGAUUAUAGCUCGGUUUGAACGUAAAGGGUUCAAAUUGGUAGCUAUUAAACUUGUGACCCCUUCAAAGUCAUUCGCCCAGAAGCAUUACCAUGAUCUCAAGGAACGACCAUUUUUUGAUGGGUUGUGCAACUUCCUUAGCUCUGGCCCUGUUCUUGCCAUGGUUUGGGAAGGAGAAGGUGUGAUCAAAUAUGGGCGUAAACUCAUUGGAGCCACAGACCCACAGAAAUCAGAGCCUGGAACCAUCAGAGGUGAUUUGGCUGUUGUUGUUGGAAGGAAUAUCAUCCAUGGAAGUGAUGGUCCAGAAACCGCAAAGGAUGAAAUAAACCUAUGGUUCAAACCAGAGGAGGUGUCAAGUUACACAAGCAACCAAGAAAAGUGGGUGUAUGGAGACAACUGAUGCCAUGGCAUUUAAUACUUCCUCGCGCGUGUUAGUCAAAAAUUAGUAGUUUCUUUUCUUGGUGCAAGAAUAAGAAGAGCAAAAGAAUAAAAUUGUUUUCAUUUUCUUCUAUAGAAAUGAGGAAAUCAGGAAAUCAGUAUAUCAGUUUUGUUGUUUAAGGAGAUCCAUGCUUAAAGAACAUGUUUUUAGUUGUUAAAGACGAACGAGUAUUUGGUUGGAAUAGUUUUAUAUUGAAAGCUACUUUUUGGCCUGA